AUGCAAGUAAAAUUUCUUAAGCAAAUAUCUGAAACAAUCAGUGGUGAAGCUCAAAUCUCUGCUAUUUGUUUUUCACCAAAUGGUCAAAAAUUAGCUUUAUGUAUUGAUCGUGUUAUACAAUUAUAUGAUGAAACAGGUGAACUGCGUGAUCGUUUUGCUACAAAACCUAUUGAUUCUAAAUAUGGACGACAAUCUUAUGUUGUUACAGCAAUGGAUUUCUCACCUGACAAUACUCAACUAGCUGUGUUGAUUGGAAUGAAAAAAAAAGCGAUUGUAGCAAAAUUUGUUCAAUCAGCUCAUGUGACAUCAUUAAUAUGGUUACCUGAUGGACAAGUUAUAUUUGGUUUAGCUGAUGGAAAAUUACGUUCGGGAAAUGUUAAAAAAAAUAAAUCACAAACAUUAUUUACAGCUGAACAAUAUACUGUAGCACUAACAACAAAUGUAUCACGUAAAGCUAUUUUAUCGGGACAUGCAGAUGGUAGUAUUUGUCGUUUUAUAAUUGAAGAUGAAGGUACAGGAGAUAAAUCUGGUUUAGUUGUACGACAUUCAUGUCCACCAUGUGCAUUAGUUUGGAGUGCACAUGGCAUACUUGUUGGUGGAUGUGAUCGAAGAGUUGUAGUCUAUAGUAAAGAUGGAAAAAUUUUACAACAAUUUGAUUAUAGUCGUGAACCAAAUGAACGUGAAUUUGGUGUUGGUAUUUGUAAUCCAACAGGUCAAGAAUGUGUCUUUGGUUCAUAUGAUCAUAUACGUCUUUUUUCCUAUCAACCAAGAAAAGGCAUGUUUGAUGAAGCACCGGUUAAAGAAAUUAAAAAUAUGUAUACAGUUACAGCAAUGGCUUGGCGUUCAGAUGGAGCUCGUUUUGCUGUUUCUAAUCUUACUGGUGGUACAUUUCUAUUUAAUUGUUCAUUAAAAAAAUCUAGUAUGAAAGGCAAAUAUGCUAUUAAUUUUGUUUCAUUAUCUCAAGUACUUAUUGAAAAUAAAUCAACUGGUAAACGAACAGAUUUAUUAUCACGUAAUGGUUUUGAAAUAACUGAUGUUAAAAUAAUGGGACGUGAUCGUUAUGCUGUUGGUUAUACUACACAUACACUUAUUUUGGUUGAUUUAGAAAAUGAAAAACGUCGUUGUGAAGUUCAUUGGCAAUCAGGUGGUGAUGAAAAAUUUUCAUUUGAGAAUGAAAAUGUUUGUAUGAUAUUUGCUAAUGGAGAAUUAACAUUAAUUGAAUAUGCUCCAAGUGGAAAACAUGGUGAUAAUAUUUUAUGUACUGUUCGAACAGAAUUUCUUAGUCCUAAUUUAAUAAGUGUACGUGUUGAAGAACGACAUUUACAAGGAAAUAAAAAGAUGGCUUAUUUACUUGAUAGUCGUACAAUCGCAAUAGUUGAUUUAAUGUCUACAAGUGGUGCAGCUGUUAUUUAUCAAGUUAAUCAUGAUGCAAAUAUUAAUUGGUUAGCAUUAAAUGAAACAAGUCGAUAUUUAUUAUUUCGAGAUAAAAAUCUUAAAUUAUAUUUAUAUAAUCUUCAAACAAGCAUAAAAACAUGUAUACUUUCAUUUUGUAUUUAUGCACAAUGGAUACCCGAUAGUGAUGUUGUUGUUGGUCAAUCUCAAGAUAAUUUAUCUGUAUGGUAUAAUAUUGAACAUCCUGAAUCAUGUGAUAUGAAACCUAUAAAAGGUGAUGUUACUGAAAUUAGUAAAGAUCCAUCAACAAAUCGAACAUAUGUUAAAGUAAUUGAUAAUGGUGUACAAUCAACAAUUGAACUUGAUUCAAAUAAAAUUGAAUUUAAUACAGCUAUUAAUGAUCAAGAUUUUCGUCGUGCUGUUGCUUAUUUAGAUGCAUCGGGAUCUUCAGAUGAAACAUCAACUACUUUAUGGGAAACAUUAGCACGUUUAGCAUAUGAAAAACAAGAAUAUAUUGUUGCUGAACAAGCAUAUACAGCAACAAGACAAAUGGCUAAAGCACGUUUUCUUCAUUCAAUCAAUCAAUUAGCACGUGAAAAACAUGGUUCAUAUGAUCAUUAUGAAGUUCGAGCAAAAUUAGCUAUAUUUGAACGACAAUUAAAAACAGCUGAAUCAAUUUAUUUAGAAAAUGGUGAUGUUGAUAAAGCUAUUGAUAUGUAUCGUACAAUGCAUCAUUGGGAUGAAGCAAUAAGUGUAGCUGAUCGUAAACGACAUCCACAAGCUGAAGAACUUCGUUCAACAUAUUAUAAAUGGUUAAUGGAUACAAAACAAAUAGCACGUGCUGCUGAUUGGAAAUUAAAACAAAAUGAAGAAGAAGAAGCGAUUGCAUUAUAUAUGCAAGCAAAUUUACCAUCUCGAUCAGCACAUAUAGUUAUGCAAAAUGCACAAUUAAAGCGUGAUAAUGAUCUUGUUACACGUAUUGCUCUUAGUUUAGUUCAUGCAGAAAUGUAUGAUUUAGCUGGUGAUCUUUAUGAACAUGUACAAGAAUUUUCUAAAGCAUUAAAAUGUUAUGAAACUGGCAAAUGUUUUCGUAAGGCUGUUAAAUUAGCACGUCGAACAACUCCAAAAGAUGUCGUUGAUCUUGAAAGUAAAUGGGGUGAUCAUAUGGCUGAACAAAUGCAAUAUCUUGAAGCUGUAAAUCAUUUUAUUGAAGCUGGAGAAAAUAUGAAAGCUGUACAAGCAGCUUUACAAGGUCGUCAAUGGACACGUGCAUUGGAAAUUCUUGAACAACAAAGAGAUGAAAAUAAUCCCGAUAUUGCUAAAUAUUAUAAACAACUUGCUCUUCAUUUUGCUCAAAUUCAAGAAUUUGAAAAAGCAGAACGUUGUUACUUAAAAGCACAAUGUCCAGGUGAAUGUGUAGAAAUGUAUAAUCGUGCUGCCAAAUGGGAACAAGCAUUCCGUCUUGCAAAACAAUAUAUGAAUAAAGAUGAAGUAACAAAAUUAUAUUCGAAUCAAGCGAAAGAACUUGAAACAAAAGGUCGAUAUAAAGAAGCAGAAAAAUUAUAUAUUACAAUAAAUGAUAAUACAGCAGCUAUUCUUAUGUAUAAACGUACGAAAAAUUAUGAUGCAUUAGUACGUCUUGUUCGUCAAUAUUAUCCCGAUAAAUUAAAAGAUACUGAAAUAACAAUUGCUAAAGAACUUGAACAAGAAAAACGAUAUAAAGAAGCUGAAAUACAUUAUGUACAAGCUGGUGAUUGGAAAUCAGCAGCAAAUAUGUAUCGUUUAACAGAGAAUUGGGAUGAUGCAUAUCGCAUUGCACGACAACAUGGAGGUCCAGUUCCAGCUCAACAAGUUGCAUUCUUUUGGGCUAAGAAAUUAGGUGGUGAUGCAGGUGUUAAACUAUUAAAUAAACUUGGUCAUGCUGAACAAGUACUUGAUUUAGCUUGUGAACAACAUGCAUAUGAAUUUGCAUUUGAUAUUGCACGACUUCUUCUUAAAGAUAAACUUCCUGAAGUUCACUAUAAAUAUGCACUACAUCUUGAAGAUGAACAUCGUUAUGCUGAUGCAGAAGCGGAAUUUCUUAAAGCUAAAAAACCACGAGAUGCUGUUCUUAUGUAUGUUCAAAUUAAAGAUUGGGAUCGAGCACAACGAAUUGCUCAAGCAAAUGAUAAAGCAUUAUUAAAUGAUGUACUUAUUGGUCAAGCUAAACAAGCAUUUGAUAGUAAUGAUUUUCCAAAAGCAGAAACUUUUCUUUUACAAGCACAAAGACCUGAUCUUGCUAUUAAAUUAUAUAAAGAUAAUGGUUUAUGGCAAGAUGCAUUACGAGUCUGUCAAGAAUAUAUGCCAAAUAAACUUGAUGAAUUACGUAGAGAAUUGGAGAACCGUCCAGAUGCAAAUGAUAAUCGUUCAGGUAAUCAACCGAGAACAGAAUAUAGUAAUGAAAAUGUUCUUGCACAAGCUGCUCAACUUGAAUCAAAAGGUGAAUAUCAACGUGCUGUUGAAUUAUAUGUACGUUUAACACCUCAACAAGAUAUACCAAAAGAGACACUUAUUAAGUCUUAUUUGAAAGCAAGUGAUUUAGCAAGAAAAUUUCUACCAGAAAAUCGAGCUCAACAUGUUAUACGAACAAUUGGUCCACGUCUUAUUCAACUUGGAAAUCCUAAUCAAGCUGCUGAACAAUAUUUACAUGUUGGUUUACAUAAAGAAGCUGUUGAUGCAUUUAUUGCUGGUAAACAAUGGGAAAAAGCAAAAAAAUUAGCAUUAGAAGUUGAUCCACAAUUAGCUAAACAUGUUGAUGAUCUUUAUAAAAGAUUUUUAAGAGAGAGUGGUGAUGCAGGACGUUUAGUUGAUGUUGAUGUAACAGGUGCAUUAGAUUUAUUUGUUGAAAAAAAUCAAUGGGAAGAAUGUUUUACUGAAGCACAAAAACAUGGUCCUUUAGUUUUACAUAGUUAUUUAGCAAAAUAUGCUACACUAAUGAUUAAAUCAAAUCGAGCAGAAUUAGCAGCUCAUGUUUAUAAACAAUAUGGAGCUAUUGCUAUACCACAAAAUUUAACAAUUUAUAAAGCAUUAUUUUAUCGUAUGUUAAGAAUUGAUUCAUUAAAACAUGAAAAUUAUUCAAAAUGGGCAGAUGUACGAGAUGUUUUACAUGAUGUUUUUGAAAAUAUGAAUUCAUCGGCAUCAGGUUCAUCAGGUGGUAUACAAAAGGAACUUGAAGAACAACGACCAACAUUCGAAAUUCUUCUUUGGGUUUCUCAUAUGAAUGCAAUGCGUGCUGCUUGUUCUGAACAUGAACAACUUGAUACAAUAACAGCUAAACUUUCAAUAUCACUUCUUCGUCAUUCGGAUAUUUUACCAAUGGAUCGAGCAUUUUAUGAUGCUGGUAUUAUGUGUCGAAAAGUGAAUUGGAAUGAAAUGUCAAUGAUGUUUCUAAAUCGUUAUUUGGAUGUUGUCGAUGCUAUUGAAGAAGGUAAACCUGAAAUGUUAGCAACAUCAGAUUUUGUCGAAACAGAUAUACCAUAUGAAGUUGAAUUACCUAAUCAACCAUCAUUACCACCUGAACAACAUGAACGAGUUAAAGAACAUGUUUUAACAUUGUCAAUGAAACAAUCAAUUAAACCAGCACUUCGUCGUGAUUCUCGUAAUUGUAUUGAAUUUUCAUUGAUUAAUCCUGAAACAAAUGAACGUGCAUCACCAUGUUUAGUUACUGGUUAUCCCGUACUUGAAGAUUGUAUUAUGUUUGAUCGUUAUAAUCUUAUGGCAAACAAAGAUGAUUGGAAUAAAUUUGUUCUAUCAGCAAAAUCAAUUCGUCGUGAGACAUUACAAGAUUGUUUGAAAUUUCUUUCGAAGUGGACAGGAACACAACCAAAUGUCAUCGAAGGCAUUCUCAAAGAUCGUAUUGAACCGAGUCUACAUGAUACAACUCCGUUCAGAACAUUUACAGUACAAGAAGUCAAAACAGUCAGUCAGCAUGAAUCACCAAUACCACAAGCGGUCCCUGCUGAUGAUACAGCAAUACCAAUUGAAACACCACCUGUAUUUACAUCAUUUCCUCGAAUACCAACUCCACCAUUACCACAAGAAAAACCUAUUUCACCACCAUCGCCUGCAACUUCACCUACUGAACAGCGUGCAAGUUCAUUACCUGAACAAGCUGUUACACAGAUUCCAGAGUCACCUCCACCAUAUAUCGUUAAUUAUGAGAAAAUUCGUGAAGACCUGCUAUCAGCUAUUGAUGAACGAACCAUUCCUGCACUUGAAGAAGCUAUUCAACAAGUAAAAGAUCAUGAUUAUAUUCAACCAUUAAAAUAUGAAUGUGAACGUGCAUUGGAAUUAUUAAAUCGUUUAAUGAAAAUCGAACAUAUGAAAUUAAUACUUGUUCCUUGGAGAAGAAUUAGAGUACUACGAUUAAAUCCAUCAACAAUUGCUGAAUUACAUAGUUAUACAAAACCACCUGAUGAAGUUUUAACAGUGAUGCGUGCUACAUUUUUACUACUAGGACAUUCUGAAAGAGAGAUACAAGAUUGGCCACAAAUUCAAAGUUUAUUAGGUCGUUUUGGUAGAGAAAGUAUACGCCGUCGAUGUUAUGAACUUAAUCCACUUGCUAUUCCUGUUGAUAAAGCACACGAAGCUAAAGAUAUAUUAAGAAACUAUGAUCUUCUACGUGUAACAGAGAUUUCUGUUGGUCUAUCAGCUUUUUUUAAUUGGUCGAUGACUAUGGUAGAAGAACGUGAAAAAUUAUUAGAAUCACAAAGACGAAUUGUUCGAUAA
Messenger RNA from Adineta steineri, 6159 nucleotides. The record is from the annotation of a GenBank genome assembly. Lineage: Eukaryota; Metazoa; Rotifera; Eurotatoria; Adinetida; Adinetidae.